AUGCAUGCUUUUUCGGUCGUCCUCGUCUAUGUACUCACCUUACUAACGUAUUCCGGUCACCACAGCGGUCAAUCACGAUCCGAGGACUGCUCCUAUCCUUGCUGGGAGUUCUUCAUCGGCUACAUUGUGGGAGCCUGUUUGAUGGUUCCCUGCUCGUGGGUUCUCGCAAUGGACAUGCGCCUGGACAUCCGCAAGAAAUAUGGCCUUCGAGGAAACCACUGCACAGACUGCCUCGCGGCGUUCUGUUGUCAGCCAUGUACCCUGGCCCAGCUGGACGAGGAGGUGCGCAAGCGCAAUGAGGCAGAGCAGCGGAAGCUCACGGCGACGAGCAAGCAACCCGCAGUGCAGCAGCAGGAGAUGUUCUCUUUGUGGAAAGCCUACUAUGACGACAACGUCGAUGCCUUUCGGCAGCUGUUGGAGACCGCGGCCAACAAUGCCCGAGGUCUUGUGUCAAGAGGUGGUCCGGUACAGCAUAUUGGACAAGUGGUAGGAAGUCCAGUGGGAUAUGGCUCUUCGCCUGCGUCAGCGGUGAGGAGCAGGAAACCGAAUACACCUGGAACGCCAGUAGGUGGAGCAGGAUACGUUCUUACGAAGGCCGAUGUGAAUUGGAGGGAUGCGGCGGGUCUCACCCUCUUGCAUCAUGCCGCUUCGUUGAACUCGGAGAAUGCUGUUGGUUUUGCGAGCGCGCUGAUUGAUCAUCCGUACAUCGACCUGUCCGUUGUGGACUCGGAGAAUGGAUGGACUGCGCUGCAUCGCGCAUUCUACUUUGGAAACGUGUCAAUCGCAAGGCUGAUCUUGGAGCGGGACGCUGUGCGAGCGACCGGCAACGUGAAUCAGCUUAUCAAAGUCAAGGAUAAGGAGGGACUGGGACCACUCGAUCUCUUUGCCGCUACUAUCAAAGAUCGGACUCUUCGACCUGAUAGCAUUGGACGUUCUCACGCAGGAUCAAUUGGGAGCGAUGACGACCAUCCUGGCGACCAUGCAGACGGUGAUGAUACACCUUCGCGCAUUCGAUUUGUGGAGCUUGGAGGCGACCAGUUGUACUCCUUUGGCAGCAAUAAUAACAAUACGCUCGGUCUUGGCGACCAGGACGAUCGGCAAUUCCCUGAGCGAGUCAAUAUUCGCCGUCCAGAACACCUGGUUCGGCGCUUCUACCAGGAACAUCUUGGUCGAGAUCACGCCAAAUGGUCCAGCUACGAUGCUGCCUAUCGACCCAAGAGCGAAGACGUCCAUGGCAUGUGGAUCGAAGACUUUCCUUGGAUGGUACGUUCGCGACCUAUCGUCAUAAGAGAUGUAUACAUGUCAAAGCUUCAUAGUGCUGUGAUCACUACAGACCCGGAGUCCAAUUUAUACACCUGCGGACAUGGCAAAGGCGGCCGACUUGGUACUGGCGAUGAGCGUACCCGGUUCAAUUAUGAAUGUAUUGAAGGAGGUUCCCUGGCGGGCAAACGUGUGGCUACUGUCGCACUCGGCCAGAAUCAUACCCUCGCUCUAACCGAACAUGGCGAGAUUCAUUCUUGGGGGAACAAUGGAUACGGCCAGCUCGGAUAUGGUCUCCCUCGAACUUCUGCCGAUGAAGAACCCAUUGGUUUGGUGCCGCGACAGAUAUUUGGACCUUUGAAACGCGAGACUGUGAUCGGAAUCGCAGCGUCGAGAGUUCACUCCGUGGCACAUACUUCCUCGAGCUUAUAUGUUAUGGGCAAGAAUGACGGUCAAUUGGGUAUCGUCGACUCGGAUGCUCGUUCGCUCGAAUUCCAGGUCACGCCACGCAAAGUCGCAGCCUCUCUGUUCACCUCUUCCAUUUCUGCUGUCACAGCCAUCGACAGGGCCACGGUAUGCUUGCUUGAGAACCACGAUGUCUGGGUCUUUGCGAACUACGGGUACGCAAAGGUGCAAUUUCCGCUGGAAGGAUUCAGCAACUACUUUCUGAAGCAAAGCUUCCUGGUCACGACCUACGACACCGCCCCCAAUAAGAUCGCGAAGAUCACUGCCGAGGGUGACAGCAUUUGCGCGCUGUCGAGUCGGGGAGAGGUGUACACUGUUUCCAUUGGACAACGUGUGGAGAAUCAGUCAAGUGCAUCGACUACGAAUCCCGCGAAAAUACGAAGUGCCAUAACACAACCGCAGCGUAUCUGGUCUCCGAAGAAGAGCAACAUGGCAGCUCGCGAUGUUGGUCUUGAUGUCGAUGGGAGCAUCAUUCUGACAACCGACGAAGGCAGUGUAUGGAAGCGCACAAAACGAUUGAAGAUCAAGGAUGCAUCUGCGAUUGGGACUUUGGAGUACAAGCCAAGUGACUACAAGUUCUCGCGUAUACCUGGCCUGACGCGUGUGCUGGCUGUGAGAGCAUCCGGUCACGGAGCAUACGCUGCAGUCCGGCAUGACUGUGAUGUCUUGAAGACGCAGGUGAUCGUGGAAGAUUCUACGUUAUGGAAGGACAUGUUCCCUUUACUGUCACUCGGCAGACUACUGGACGGCAUUGCGCAGCCAGAAGAUGAUGAAGCCAGACAUCGCUUUUGGCAAGGCUCUCAAAAGCCAAGUGAGCUUGCACGGCUGAAGAAGGCCAUCCUCGGCAAGGCGGACAUUGAUGCCGAGUUGGCAAUGCUGUUUGAUCAAAGCUAUCCUUCGACUAGCAGCACGUUUGACGCAGUCCUGGCUACAACGACUUCAGAAGUCAGAAUACCGGUUCAUCGAUUCGUGCUCGCAGGGAGAAGCCGGGUAUUACGACGUGGUCUCCGAGAUUUGUGUCAGACCAGCACAUUCACCAUCCCUGAUCUCGCUCAAUGCGAGCUGGAUGGUGACGGGCGAUUGGUCGUGACGUUCACCGGCAUGGACAUUCUAACGAUUUUGGACUUGGCUUUGUACCUGUACACUGAUGCCCUGGUCGACUUCUGGCAUUUCACAAGAACUGCACCGAAAGUUGCAUAUAGCUAUCGGCAAGUCAGGCUGGAACUCAUGAAGGUCGCCUCUAAACUGGAGCUUGCGAGACUGGAACCAGCCGUGCGCCAAAUGGUGGAGCCGCGGCCCUGCCUGAACAUGGAUUUCGAGAUUGCCUUCAACGAUCCGGCCUUCUUCUACGAUGGUGAUAUCACAGCAGAGUUGGAGGACGAUCAGGUCAAGCUUCACAGCGCGAUUGUCUGCGCACGAUGCCCUUUCUUCCAAGGCCUGUUCAUGGGCCGUGCUGGAGGACGGUGGCUCGCAGGCCGUGGCGAUGAAGAGGAGGUUGCCGUUGAUCUCAAGCAUAUCAGUGCGAAGACGUUCAACCUCGUCAUGCGUCAUAUCUACUACGAUGCCGGGUCAGAAAUCUUUGAUGAUGUCGUCAGCGUUGAUGUUGACGACUUUCUGGACACUGUCAUGGAUGUGCUCUCAGCUGCCAAUGAGCUCAUGUUGGAUCGUCUAUCUCAGAUAUGUCAAUCUGUCGCUGGGCAGUUCGUCAACGCCCGGAAUGUAUGCGGCUUGUUGAACGCCAUCUCGCCCAGCUCUGUCAACGAGUUCAAGGAUGCUGGUCUCGAAUACCUGUGUCUCAAUCUCGAAGCCAUGCUGCAAGGCCACUUCCUCAACGAGCUGGACGAAGACCUUUCUGAAGAGCUCGACGAGGUUGUUCGAGCGAAUCAGCUGGCUUGCAUGCCGUUCGCGAAGAGUGGAAGAGCCGAGAUGUUACUUCAUGAGCGUCAUCCUGAGCUCGCAUCCAUAAUAGACCGCAACAGGAAGACCAAAAUCGAUUCGGUGUCACUGCGAUCCAAGUUCAACGACAUGGCUACAUUCGUCCCAGGCUCGCUUGGCGCAGAGCUUUCCGCAUCGCCCAUGCAGCACAAGGCUCGUCGACGUUCUUCGCACAACACCAAGACGGAUCUGGAUAAGCCCUCACUGAAGGCUCGGGCCUCGACGAAGGACAUGAUGUUUGAUAUGGACGAAGAGUAUGAAUUUCAGGCGUCGCCGCGAGAAUCACCAGCCAUCAGGCCUAUGUCCAGUCCUAGAGGACUCGAUCCGAUGCAACAGAGUACGCCGCCUGUGGAAGACACUUGGUAUAGCUCACGCGGAAAGGUGCUCCCUUCGCCGAGGUUAGGUCCGCAGGCUUCGACGCCCAGCGGUGUCACUCCACGGACGCCGCGUUCACCGGACAUGGCCGGCAUGACCUCGCCAAAUACUGGAAAGCCAUGGACACUUACACCCUUAGCUUCAAGGUCGUCCUCGGGCUUGAAGGACAUCAUGGCACAGACAGCGACCGGCCGAGAGUCAUCUCUCACCCAAGGGCUGGCGGCAGCAAAAAGCGCAUCUGACUAUAUUCCCGCUCCCUUCAGUCUUCCAGCGCCGAAGCUUUCGCAAAUGUCGCAGAAAGAUCGAAAACGAAUGCAGCAUCUCCAGCAGUCCGCCGUCGUGAGUCCAAAGCCAAGCACAGAAAAGCCCGAGUCUUCACAGUUCUCCUGGCAAUCAGUCUCUGCCCAGAAGAGACCAGGCUUGAAGGACGUCCUUGAGAGUGAGAUGCUCAACGCAGCGGCAGUCAAAACACCUUCAUCACGCUCAGCCAGCACUCCUCAUCUCACCAUGAGACAAACAGUAGCCAAUCCAAACACAAAGCUCGCUGCCUCGCCGCAGCCGUCACCCGGUCCAGCUAAGCGUACCGCGUCGGAAGCUAAGUCACCACGUCCAGGUCCCGCAACACCAUCCACCAUCUCCUACUUCUCCAACAGCAAGCCCAUACCUCAGUCGAUCCGCCACGAACCUCUGCCGGAGCAGCUCUGGGGACUCAGCAUGUCCGAGAUCGUCGCCCAGCAGCUCGCCGAGAAGGACCUCAUCAAAGAGGCCGCGGCCAAGCGAGACUUGCAAGAGAUUCAAGCGGAGCAGGAAUUUCAGGAGUGGUGGGAGAAGGAAAGUGCGAGAGUGCAGGAGGAAGAACAGAGGGCGGCUGCGGGCCCGGCGAAGGGUGGAGCGAAGAAGGGCAAGAGUCGAGGUGGGAGAGGGCGGGGAGGCAAGGCGAGAGGUGGCGCGAAGGAGAAUGCCGCGGGUACUUCUGCUGCUAUUGUGGAUGGCGGUAGUAAGAGCGGUGCGAAGUCACGAUAG
This is a messenger RNA of Zymoseptoria tritici IPO323, 5058 nucleotides long. RefSeq lists its product as uncharacterized. The transcript has 5 exons. NCBI's taxonomy places the organism in Eukaryota, Fungi, Ascomycota, Dothideomycetes, Mycosphaerellales, Mycosphaerellaceae. Bases 1 to 5058 code for a protein of 1685 amino acids. The record is from RefSeq and is a predicted model, not a curated record. Gene Ontology annotation, molecular function: protein binding.